UGUCUAGAGACACACACCCAAAGGAAAGGACUGAAGGGGAAACAUUUAAGUGUCCAUCAAGGAUCAAGUUAUUUUUCUCUAUUGGAGUCACUCUGUCCAGCGCCACACAAGCAAAGCAAUGGGAUCAAGUGGGUCUAAAGCUACUACUGUGUCAGCUCCUCCAACACGUUGUGAGGAGCCACGGAGAGUGGUGACACGUCCUCCACCACUCUUAGAGCAGCCAUGGAGGAAGGUGUCAGAGAAGUACAAGGACAAUCUUGAGUUUGUGAAAUCUUACCAGCCUGAAAACGAACAGGUCAAACAUCUCAGGAUUCUGCUUCAUGGACCAGUUGGUGCUGGAAAGUCGAGCUUCAUCAACUCUGUCGACACUGUUUUAAGAGGCAGACUUGCUGGUCGAGCUCCGACAGAUGCAAUCUCUGGGAGCAGCCACACCUUGAAGUACAAGACCUUCGACUUUACCAAAAGUCCAGGGGCCAAAUACUCUUUUGUUUUCAAUGACAUCAUGGGCCUUGAGGAAGGAUCUGACAAUGGAGUCUCUGCGACUGACCUCAAACUGGCCCUGAGAGGACACGUGAGAGAAGGUUACAAGUUCAACUCUAAAAGUGCACUGAUGGAGGGUGAUUAUGGCUACAACUCCGAUCCCACUUUGGAAGACAAAGUUCAUGUUCUGGUGGGUGUUGUUCCUGCGGACGCAGUGUCCAGGAUAAGUGAUGAGAUGGUGAAGAAGAUAAGAGAGGUCAGACUUGCAGCCAGUGAACUGGGAAUUCCCCAAAUGGCUAUUAUCACCAAAGUUGAUGAAGCCUGUCCUGAGGUUAAAAAGGACAAUUGCGAUAUCUAUAAGAGCAAGUACCUGAAGGAAAAGGUUGAAGGAUUCCACCAGCGGCUGGGCCUUCCACUGAACUGCAUCUUCCUUCUGAAGAACUACAGUCAUGAAAUUGAGUCAAAUGACGAAGUGAGCGCUGCAAUAGUGUGUGCACUGAAACAGAUGGUUAUGUAUGGAGAAGACUACCUCAACGACCAGUAAACAUGAAUACCCCUGAGGCAAAAACACAGUAGGUGAUUUGUAGGGGAAAGAAGAAAUAUUCAGCCAAUUUUUACGCUCUUUGCAAGCAGGCAAGCUUUAAGCAUGAAUUAUGGAAUAAAAAUGCAUUCAAAUUAGGUCCUAAAGUCUUUAUAUAAUUUCUCUCAUUGAGACUUUGCACAAUAGCAGGACAAUGCUCUGUCAUUACGUCGUUAGCUUGGUGUGACAUCAUCAAGUGAUCUGGUCAACAAUUCAGAUGUUGUGAUGGUGCCUUCAUGUGCAACCGGAAAGCAAUGAUUCAAAAGCUCUCGUCUUUAUGUUCACUCCCAGUAUUUAAUACAUCACCUGCUCUAACAAAUAAAUUCUACAUUCUUUGCUUGGUCUGUGCUGCAUGUUGUUUAUCUUAAAAAAACACAGAAAAAUCAGACAAACAAAUGAUUUUGCUUAAGAGACGAACAGACAAAUAUGAUAUAUUCUGUUUAAUAUAAUCAUCUCAAUCCUGCGCUUUACCUCUCUGGGGACUCUUUGUAUUCUUUUUCAGUUUGACCAAUAUUUUUAUGUACUAUUAUAUGAUUGUCUUGCAAUAUAAGUUGAUUAAUUAUAUUGUUAUUGUGGGCUUUGUAUUAUGUAUCGUGAGUUCCUGGUGGUGGGAAGUAAUGAAGCAAAAAUAUAAAAAAUAUACUCUGUGCAAAUUUUUUAAAAUCUUUACUGAGAAGACACAGCUUUACAGAUAUCCCUUUCUGUACUUAUUUUUCAAUCAGUGCGGCAAUCAUGCGCUAAUUAUGUUUCUGUACUGACCUCAAUAAAUGUCUUCUUCUGGAA
Messenger RNA from Limanda limanda (common dab), 1843 nucleotides. Its product is annotated as interferon-induced protein 44-like. The record is from RefSeq and is a predicted model, not a curated record. Lineage: Eukaryota; Metazoa; Chordata; Actinopteri; Pleuronectiformes; Pleuronectidae. Bases 119 to 1024 code for a protein of 301 amino acids. The transcript has 9 exons.